This is a messenger RNA of Aspergillus alliaceus, 1551 nucleotides long. RefSeq lists its product as uncharacterized. Gene Ontology annotation, molecular function: FAD binding; oxidoreductase activity. The record is from RefSeq and is a predicted model, not a curated record. The transcript is spliced from 3 exons. NCBI's taxonomy places the organism in Eukaryota, Fungi, Ascomycota, Eurotiomycetes, Eurotiales, Aspergillaceae. The coding region runs from base 31 to 1551 and encodes 506 amino acids.
CUUCAUGCCUCCAGAAUUUAUCGAGUGGAUAUGAUUAUAACCCAAAUUGUUGCGGUGUUGCCAUACAUCCUCGCCACAUUUGGCGUACCUUUGGCUGGCGCGAUCAGGCUGGGGAAUCCACCAGAUCUCCCAAUUCCGCUGCAGCAGUGUUUGAAUGAUACCGGAGCCACCAUAGUCUACCCCGACAAUCCAGAAUAUGGUGCAUUAUCGAGCCCUCAAAACGGGAACUAUCAGCCGCAUCCAGAGGUCAUUGUCAUACCAGCAUCCUCAGAGGAGGUAGCAGCGAGUGUGCGCUGCGUGGCCGCUGAGGAGGGUAGGGUCAAGCUCAGUCCUCGUGGAGGAGGUCAUAGCUAUGCUGCGUACAGUUUCUCAGGACAGGUGGUGAUCGAUUCCAGCCAGAUGAGAGGAAUCAGUUUCGACGGCGAAAGACAAGAAGUUGAGGUUCAAUUUGGCCAGGCGUUGGGUCCAUUGGCUGUUGCUAUGGGGGAAAGGGGAUACGCUCUACCGCACGGUACCUACCCUGGGGUGGGGAUCGCCGGACACUCAUUAGGUGGUGGUUGGGGUUAUACCUCGCGUAAAUGGGGAUGGCUUGUUGAUCGCAUUGUCUCGAUGGAGUUUGUUGACAUCGGAGGGAAUAUAAAGCAGCUCAAUUCCAGCUCGACUGGAGUAGAUGCAGAAUUAUGGUGGGCAUUACGAGGAUCUGGAGCUAAUAAUUUUGGUAUUGUGACUUCAUUCACAUAUGUGAUGGAGCCAGCUCCGACCGCAGUCUCCUACUGGGGGGUCCAGGAGCUCGGAAGUAUCGCUGCUGAUCGCCCCCACGGCCUCCCGGUUGAGUUGGGUGGAGAGGUUAUCAUAAGAGGCCGGGGUCCUAACGGCACGAGCGCCUGUACAUUUACUGGCCAGUACCUGGGAAAGCGCUCCGCAUUCCUACAUGUUCUCAAUAAGCUCUUGGAUAAUCUAGCACAUCGCGGAGUAAAGCCACUCGGCUCAGCGUCCUAUAUAAACGAGUUCGAUGAUUGGAUCACAGCCCUUGCGGACCACAUGGGGUCACUGAAUGAAUCGAGUCCUCCUAAUUCCUAUUAUGCCCAAUCGUUGGUAGAUAACGGAACUCCCAAAUAUACAUCAGGCCAUGCAGAGCGCAUUAUUGAUGCGGUUCAGGCAGCAAGGCAGGUCGAGGGUACAGAUAAUCAUGUGUCCUUUGACCUGAACGGUCCGGGCUCAAGAACCAAUUUCCAGCCUACUACCGGUGAUGCAUCGUUUAUUCAUCGUGAGAGCCUGUUCCUUGUCCAAGUAUUUUCCUCCAAAUUUCCGGGGUUCAACAGCACCAAUGCUCGGGGUAAGGCAUUGGGCAAGAUUACCAAUAUCACCGCUACUAUCAAGCGGGCCGACCGAGGACGCCAAUGGCAUGCCUACCAGAAUUAUGUCGACCCUUACGCAGAGGAUUUUGGAAGAGCUUACUAUGGUCGAAAUCUAGAGCGCUUAAAGAGUCUCACGUCCAUUGCAGAUCCUGACCUAAUUUUCGAUUUCCCGCAAGGGCUGAGCCAUGCGUGA